This is a messenger RNA of Nymphalis io (European peacock), 547 nucleotides long. RefSeq lists its product as uncharacterized. The transcript has 4 exons. Bases 104 to 481 code for a protein of 125 amino acids. The record is from RefSeq and is a predicted model, not a curated record. Lineage: Eukaryota; Metazoa; Arthropoda; Insecta; Lepidoptera; Nymphalidae.
AACUUUUAACAUAGUAUAAAAGUGAAUUAUUUUCAUCUUAACGUUAUAUUUAAAAUAUAUUAGUGAUUUUGUGUAGAAUCUGAUUUAUUCUCAUGUCCUAACAAUGAACUGUGUACUACCAAUUCUCAUCAUGGCGCUGUCCGGCGCUCUCGCUGCUCCGUCCUAUGAUGCCGAAUCAACAGCGUUCUCAGACCCUGAAUUUACCCUAGGAUAUAAUAGAGGUGAUAUAUCAGAGAAUAUUUUUAUCCCUCGAAAGAGAGCAGCUCUUGUCCUGGAUCGUUUGUUGAUCGCAUUGCAAAAGGCACUUCACGAGGAGAGUGUGAACCAGCGCUUGAACUCGGACCGAGAAGGCCCACGGACGGCGCCCUUACGUCUGGCUAAUUUUGACACAAAUGAUAUGACGGGGCUACAACGUCGUGGACAGGGCACCGCAAGAGGGCGUGUGUUACGAUGCUACUUUAACGCCAUUACGUGCUUUUAAGAUUUUUUUCUUAAAUAUAUUUAUGGCUACAUCAUUUGAUAUCAUGUAAUAGACUGUUACUAUAGC